Didymodactylos carnosus is the source of this 372-nucleotide messenger RNA. The record is from the annotation of a GenBank genome assembly. NCBI's taxonomy places the organism in Eukaryota, Metazoa, Rotifera, Eurotatoria, Philodinida, Philodinidae.
AUGUUCAUUUCAAGUGAAAGUAUUCGCGAAAUCACCGACUACUUGAGCCGGCAACAUUUGGAUUCCAUUAAAAUAUUCUGUGUAAACCACGACACCGAAAAUGAACUAUUGCAAUGGAAAAAUGCCGGGAAUUAUCUCAAAAUUGAUGAGAUAUUUCCGUGUGAAAGGCUAGAAUUAGCGUUAGUUUAUUUUGGUAUACGAUUCUGUGAAUCACGCGGCGAUGAUCAGGAUGAAGCGAAUACAGCUGUGAAACAUAACAAUUAUGAAGAUGCGAAAGCGCUGACACUGGCUCAUUCUCAAAUCGCAGCCUCAAUAUUAGAUCAGAAAAUACAAAAUUUAAUGGAUAAACCAGCCGUAGUAUGCGUGACUUAA